Molecule: messenger RNA, 1620 nt
Organism: Endocarpon pusillum Z07020
Lineage: Eukaryota; Fungi; Ascomycota; Eurotiomycetes; Verrucariales; Verrucariaceae
Product: ATP-dependent RNA helicase mss116
Exons: 4
Coding region: 1-1620 (539 amino acids)
Cellular component (GO): mitochondrion
Molecular function (GO): nucleic acid binding; ATP binding
Source: RefSeq, a predicted model, not a curated record
AUGCAGGCAGUUUAUUCGACCUCGUCGCUGAAGCAGGCCAAUCCGACGCCGUUCAAGAGUCUGACCGGCAAACUGGAUCCAGGCAUUCUCAAAGCGCUGGAUGCAAUGCAGUACGAGUACAUGACGCCUGUUCAAGAGAAAGUGCUAAACUCAUUGCCAUCUCUUCGAACUGAUUGUCUGGUGCAGGCCAAAACAGGGACUGGAAAGACAACAGCGUUCCUUCUUCCCGCCCUACAGUCGCUUGUUACCUCAGACUCGGUUCCGAAAGGUCAGGUCGCCAUCUUGAUACUUUCUCCAACACGAGAGCUAGCGAUGCAGAUUGCUAAAGAGUGUAAUCAAAUCACCGCACAUCUACACAAACGCAUUGAGUGUCACACCGCUUUCGGAGGUUCUGCUCGAGCAACCGCCCUUUCCAGCUUUAUGAAUGGUUCACCUUCUGUGCUUGUCGCAACACCGGGGAGAUUGAAGGACUACCUAAGUGAAAAACCUACCCAGGCCAAGUUCAAGAACCUCCGCACAGUAAUCCUCGACGAAGCCGAUACUAUGUUAGAGAAAGGCUUCUUGGAAGAUGUCAAACACAUCUUACGGCUCCUUCCACCAAAAAGGAGUGGUUGGCAGGGAAUGUGCUUCUCGGCUACAGUUCCAGACAAGAUCAAGGACGUCCUUGAAGUUGUUCUGAUGCCGAACUACGCCACUGUUUCCACGAUUGAUAAGUUCGAGCCGCCAACCCACACACGCGUGCCGCAAUAUCACGUUGUGAUCCCCACGGUCAAGGAUACAUUUACAGCCUUGUUGUCCCUCGUUGAGCAUGAGCGACAGGAAGGAGAGGCAAACCCGAAGAUCAUCGUCUUUGGCACUACUGCAAACCUAGUUGCUCUAUAUGCAGAGUUUUUCCGCCGAUCGUCAUCUCUUCGAGUCUAUGAACUUCAAUCUAGACUGAGCCAACCUCAAAGGACACGAACGACACGAGAAUUCAAGGAAGCUACAUCAGGCAUCAUGUUUGCUACAGACGUGAUCGGCAGGGGAAUGGAUUUUCCCAAUGUCACCUCGGUUAUCCAAGUUGGUCUACCCAUGAACGGUGAGCAAUACGUUCAUCGGGUCGGUAGGACUGCUCGUGUUGACAGAGAUGGCCGUGCUGUCAUUCUCCUGACUCACGCUGAGUCCUUCUUCCUGAGAUCCAAUCAAAAUUUGCCUAUUCGACCAUAUGUGCACGAAAUCGACACCAAGGACAACGCUGCGGCCACGGAGGCCAUGGCAACAAUCGACGAAAAGUCAAAACAGAAAGCAUACUCUGCAUAUCUCGGAUUCAUGAAAGGUUUCAUGAACAAGCUUCAACUCAAACCAGAAGCCCUCGUAGCAAUGGCUAAUGAGCUGGCAAUCAAAGCUCUUCACUGUCCUGGAGUGCCGCCUAUGGAGAAGAAGACCAUCGGAAAGAUGGGUCUGAGAGGAGUACAAGGGAUAAACUACGGCACUCUGUCGGAUGACGAGAGCCCUUCCAAGCGCAUGAAACCAAAUGUUGAGCAGAGGCAAACAUUUAAUAGUGCUCCUCGUGGUGGAAGAGCUGCCCGUGGUAGAGGGGCUGGAGGGGGUGGUAGAGGAGGGAUGAAAAACAUUGCAUAG